AUGGCGCCUGUUGCCUCUAAGCCCGUCCCCGACGCCGACACGGCGGUGCCGCUCCCGGCAAACGACAGCGUGGCUCACGCCAUCGCGGGUGCGGGCGGGGGCAUUCUGUCGACACUGGUGACAUACCCGCUGAUCACGCUCUCAACACGGGCACAAGUGGAGUCGAAGCGCGCGGACUCGUCCUUCCUGGCGGCAGUGGAGCACAUUGUAGCACGUGAGGGCGUGUCUGGUCUGUAUGCAGGCCUCAACUCUGCCGUCUUCGGCAUCGGGGUGACCAAUUUCGUCUACUACUACUGGUAUGAGUGGACGCGGGCCGCAUUCGCACAGGCUGCCGCUGCACGUGCGGCCACACCAGGCCGGGUGGCCGGAAGACUGACGACGGCAGAGUCGAUGAUUGCGGGCGCCGUCGCCGGUUCGGCCACGGUGAUUCUGACGAACCCGAUCUGGGUGGUGAACACGCGAAUGACGACACGCCGACGGCCAUCGACAAAGAAGACUGCCUGCACCAGCGCCAGUGCUAGUGCCAGUGCCAGUGCCAGUGCCACCAUCUCCAACCCGUCGUCAGCAACAUCCACGGCAACGACGGACGAGGAAGCCGUGCUAGUUGAGUCGGACAAGGAGAAGAAGGAAGCGACCAAGGACGUGGAAGCGGAAGCGGUAAAGGAGCCAGAGACAGCGGCCGUUGCUGCGCCCACGUCAACUAUCGGCACCCUCUUGGCCUUGCUUCGGGAGGAGGGCCCGCGGGCACUGUUUGCCGGUGUCGUGCCGGCGCUGGUGCUCGUGAUCAACCCGAUCCUGCAGUACACCCUCUUUGAGCAGCUGAAGAAUAUGGUACAGGCGCGGAGAGCCCGCGGCGCGCCCUUCACACCCGGCCUGGCGUUUAUCCUGGGUGCCGUGAGCAAGCUGUUUGCUACCGGCAUCACUUACCCAUACAUCACGGUCAAGAGCCGCAUGCAUGUGGCCAAGGACCGCAGUCAGGGCGGCGUGACGGCUGUGCUGCGCCGCAUCAUCCAGGAGGAGGGCUACGCUGGUCUAUACAAGGGCAUCGGUCCCAAGAUCACGCAGAGCGUUCUGACGGCUGCCUUCCUCUUCGCCCUCAAGGACGUGCUGUAUGCCCAGACUGUGCGGCUGCGGUCGGUGGCAGCUGCCAAGAGGAUCCAUGCUUAA
Molecule: messenger RNA, 1167 nt
Organism: Grosmannia clavigera kw1407
Lineage: Eukaryota; Fungi; Ascomycota; Sordariomycetes; Ophiostomatales; Ophiostomataceae
Product: peroxisomal membrane protein
Exons: 2
Coding region: 1-1167 (388 amino acids)
Cellular component (GO): peroxisomal membrane
Molecular function (GO): AMP transmembrane transporter activity; NAD transmembrane transporter activity; ATP transmembrane transporter activity
Source: RefSeq, a predicted model, not a curated record